AUGGCCGCCGCCCCGCCCCGCCCCGCCGCCAAUGGCCGCCGCCCUCCGGGUCCCGCCGCCAAUCGCCGGUCAGGCCCCGUCGGAAUGGACCAAUCAGCGGCCGCCCCGAACGUACGGUCGGCGCCGUGCUUAAAAGGGCAGUGCCACGGUGGGCCCCGCCCCACGGCGGCGGCGGGGAGGUUCCGGGGCGGCGGCGGCGGCACCGGCGCAUGGCGGCGCUUCCGCUGGGGGCGGCGCGGCGGCACCAUGAACUACAUGCCCGGCACAGCCAGCCUCAUCCAGGAUAUCGACAAGAAGCACCUGGUCCUGCUGCGGGACGGCCGGACGCUCAUCGGGUUCCUCCGCAGCAUCGACCAGUUCGCAAACUUGGUGUUGCACCAGACUGUGGAGCGCAUCCACGUGGGCAAGAAGUAUGGGGACAUCCCUCGAGGCAUCUUCGUUGUGAGAGGCGAGAACGUUGUUCUGCUGGGGGAAAUAGACCUGGAGAAGGAGAGUGACACACCUCUGCAGCAGGUCUCCAUCGAGGAGAUCCUGGAGGAGCAGCGGGUGGAGCAGCAGGCCAAGCAGGAGUCGGAGAAGCUGAAAGUGCAGGCGCUGAAGGAGCGGGGCCUCUCCGUCCCGCGGGCGGACACCCUGGACGAGUACUAGCUGUGCUGCCCCUCGGACCUGUCCUCCGCAGCAGAGCGAGGGGUGCUCUGUGAUCUGCCCCUGCGUGGGCAGAUCUCUUUGGAAAGGCAGUUUUUAUUUCCGAUUGUGUUUUCUGUGGCACAGCUAACUGUAAAAAAAAAAAAAAAAUCAUGCCUUUAGUUUCUCCUUGCAGAGAAGGAGAGAAGGCGUUUGCUGCCCUUUGAGGUGGCCAGGCGUGCUGGGGAGCAUGAGUGUUUGUGUUCAGGAGGCAAAUUGCUUGGUCCUUUGGGUUUGUUUGCUUUUUUCCUCCUCAUGUGGCUCUGGGUGAGAGUUUUCCUUGACGUGUAAAUAAAUCCUCUAUCUCAACAAC
Molecule: messenger RNA, 997 nt
Organism: Phalacrocorax carbo (great cormorant)
Lineage: Eukaryota; Metazoa; Chordata; Aves; Suliformes; Phalacrocoracidae
Source: RefSeq, a predicted model, not a curated record